UCUGCCAGGGAGGGCAGGGCAGGUAUCUUUCUCCACUGCCUGUUGACGGACAGACACUCCCGGCCCGGCUCACACUGCAGCAUGAGGCGGCAGGAGGCGUGAGGAGACACCGACUGAUCAGAGCCCCGCAGCCCCGCAGCCCCCUGCUCACACCCGGCUGCUGCUCGGAGGAUCCGCGCUGCACUUUGACCGGAGACUUUGAGAGGAGUUUGUGAUUUGGACCGUGCACGCGCAGGAGUAAAGACCUGGCAGGAAGACACCGCCCCGGACGCAGGUGAGAGGAGCCUCCACCGGCUUCCAGGUGCAGAAAAUCAGGAUUCGCGCACGGCUUUUUUACGCACGGGUGGACUCUCGGGGGGAGUUAUGGCUCUCCGGGGGAAGCUGGGAAUCUAAGCUCCCCGAGUCCAAAGGGAACUGGACUGACUGGAAGCCGAUUUGUUAAUAUCUUCACCAUCUUCGUCGUUUGCUCAGCUCCAGGUGCCUAUAAUGUUCCAGCACAGCAAUAACAAGAAAUGCUUCACCAUAGAGUCUCUGGUCGGGAAGGAGGCGGUCAGCCACAGCGGCGGCGGCGGCGGCUCCGGGGACGAGCCCAUCCGGCCCACGGCGCUCAGGUUCCCGGAGUCCCUGCACCCUGCCGCCGGGGUCUUCGGCUCCUGCUUCCAGGGGAGCAGCGGAAGGACUUUGUACUCGGCCGGGCCGGACAUGGUGCUCCAUGAGUCCGGGACGCACACGCAGAGCCCCGGCGGGCUCCCGCUGCACCCGCUUCAGAUCCCCCCGCAGAGCUUCUUCAGCCCGCAGCACCGGGACGCGCUCAGCUUCUACCCGUGGGUGCUGCGGAGCCGGUACCUGGGACACCGCUUCCAAGGGGACGACAGCAGUCCGGAGAACCUGCUGCUUCACGGUCCGUUCUCCAGGAAACCUAAAAGGAUCCGGACGGCGUUCUCGCCCUCUCAGCUGCUGCGGCUGGAACGAGCCUUCGAGAAAAAUCACUACGUAGUCGGAGCCGAGAGGAAGCAGCUGGCCAGCGGUCUGUGUCUAACUGAGACGCAGGUGAAGGUUUGGUUUCAGAACCGCAGGACGAAGCACAAGCGUCAGAAGUUGGAGGAAGAGUCUCCAGAAGCUCAGCAGAAGAGGAAGGGCAGUCAGCACAUCAACCGCUGGAGAGCAGCCACACAGCAGCCCGGGGGGGAGGACGUGGACGUCAUCAGCGACGACUAGACUGCAGCGCGCACACAAACACAAACACACGUCAGACAUCUAAAUAACUUUAAAGGUGCGUUCAGACGCCUCUUCACAUUUUAUGUCAACAAUCAGACUCAUGUGGGCGGGUUUGGCCGAAGGCUCAGGUUCAGUUUUUCUUCCUGACAAUUAAAAUGUUGCAGCAAACAUUUUAAUAUUUUCUGUCUUCUAAGUAAAAAACGACUGGCCAACAAUUUAAUCUGGACCGCAAACAAAGCAAAUCUGAUGCCUUUUUGUAUCAUGUUACAAACUACAGUGAGAUUCCCGUUGGAAACAUUUGCUGCAAAUAAUUAGCUCAAAAUUUUAAAGUUCUUCUAAAUUAUAGAUAUCAAUAGAAAGUCCUGAACGUACAGCAACAAUCGUGUGUAACAGGCAGACAGUGAAUGCACCACAAGGCUAACUUUGUACCACUAAUAUGAGGUAAAUAUUCAGCAACAGGAGAAGUAAUAUGAGCUGUAAUUAAUCUGGAAGAUUCAAGAGGCUUCAGAGUCAUUAGAAAGGGACAUAAUGAAAUGUGUAAUUGAGGUUAUGAGAGUCCAUCUGUAGAUUUGAGCGAGCAGAACAAACUCCAACCUUUCAUGUAGCUGAUGAUCUUUAGAAGUCUUUUUAUUUGGUAUUACUAGAGAUACAAUCAGAGGCCAUAAUCUUUCUCUGGUUUGGUUAGAAAAUUACUAAUAAGUGUGUUUACACACUAUCAUUACUACUGUUAUAUACUUAAUCAAAUAUGGCACCUGUGAUCAUUUUCUGCCCCACAGCCGAGGCCUAAAUUUCAAAAUAAUAAAGUUGCUGUUGCAACGUUUCUUCACUUAUUUUGGCACGUUUAAAAACAAGCGUCGCAGCUGUGACUCAUCGUGCACGGGCCUGCGAGAGUUAAAUAAAAAUGAAGCAAAUGUAUCUGCGGUUUGUGAGCGACAGUCAUGUGGAACCGUGACACUGACACUAUUUGCAAGUAAGCAGUCGGAUUGCUUUUACAAAACAGAGCCAUUAAAACUUAAAGCUACUAAGAUUAACAGAAGGUAUGACCUCAGUGGUUUAACAGCAGCUGCAGGCCUGAGUGUCAGAUACACAGUCAGGUGGAGGUGUUUCCUCUGUAAAUAAUUUGCCAGGUUCGUCUCACUGAAGACGUCAAAAUCUGCCAAAAAAAGCAGCAGCAGGAAGCGAGAUUACAAAUCUGCCUCAAAUCUUCGUAAACAGUUUGAUUGCAGCUCAAAUAUCUUUUUGGCUCCUGUCCCGAACAGACAUGUCCAAAUGUCCCCACAAGUUGGAAAAAAAACAUUUAAAUUCUUAAUGUAAAACAUGCCACAACUUUAUAUUUUGUUCCUACACAGAUUUAUAGAUAACACACACACACACACACACACACACACACACUUGAAACACAGAUGUUGACAGCUUACCGUCCCUGAAGGCAUCACCGCUCAUGCAAACACCAGGAGGUCAAAACUCUCCUGUUACGGACAACGAUAAAGUAAAAACAAAAAAGUGACAAAAAACUCUGAUCAGCCACGAGGGAGGAGCUUCAAAAAAACGGACUUCCUGUUGGGGUUGGACUGACGGUGAGCUUCAGCGUGGUCACAGCUGUUGACUGAACACUCGAUUUUGGUGCCAAACCGAGCCAGCGUCCCGGAGGGGGGGGGAGAGACGUUUAAAGUGAGACGCCGCUCUGCUGAAGGUUCCUGAGCGUCUGUCUGCAACAGACGGCAGCCGGCUCGCCGGAAAUCUGCUCAACUGAACAACAUGUCUGAAAGAGGAAAACAAGGUUCCUACAGCAGGAAAACGUUUCCCAUAAAGUUUUACUUUACUAAA
Molecule: messenger RNA, 3045 nt
Organism: Micropterus dolomieu (smallmouth bass)
Lineage: Eukaryota; Metazoa; Chordata; Actinopteri; Centrarchiformes; Centrarchidae
Gene: emx3
Product: empty spiracles homeobox 3
Exons: 3
Coding region: 487-1218 (243 amino acids)
Biological process (GO): regulation of DNA-templated transcription; central nervous system development; neuron differentiation
Molecular function (GO): DNA-binding transcription factor activity, RNA polymerase II-specific; DNA binding
Source: RefSeq, a predicted model, not a curated record